Messenger RNA from Melitaea cinxia (Glanville fritillary), 6450 nucleotides. RefSeq names its product collagen alpha-1(IV) chain-like (gene vkg). The transcript is spliced from 15 exons. NCBI's taxonomy places the organism in Eukaryota, Metazoa, Arthropoda, Insecta, Lepidoptera, Nymphalidae. The coding region runs from base 82 to 5481 and encodes 1799 amino acids. The record is from RefSeq and is a predicted model, not a curated record. Gene Ontology annotation, molecular function: extracellular matrix structural constituent. Gene Ontology annotation, cellular component: collagen trimer.
CCCCGCCCCGCGGUAGGAGCAGCGGUGGCGGUGGUGGCGCGGACUGGCACGAGGGCGCGCGGCCAGUAGUGUGGCGCAGCCAUGUCGGGCCCGGCGCGUGCGCGCCUCUUGGCGAUCCAGCUCGUGCCCGCCACCCUUCUACUUCUCUACUGGAUUCCUUCACCAACUUCCGCUGUUGUAUGCAAUCAAACAGUAUGCAAUUGUGCUGGUAUUAAAGGAGACCGUGGCAGUAUAGGUAGUCCAGGGAUACAAGGCCCUCAAGGUGAAUAUGGUGACGAUGGACCUGAAGGUCGUAUUGGUAUACAAGGAGAACCUGGCGACUCGGGACAGCAAGGUGACUACGGUGAUAAAGGAGAAAGGGGUAUCGAUGGACCGUAUGGACCUCGAGGAUAUACCGGACCUCAGGGACCUAAUGGUUUAGAAGGAAUACGAGGUUAUGCAGGGUUAGACGGAUGUAGUGGGAUAGAUGGUGUAAUAGGAUUACCAGGACCGCAAGGCUUUAUUGGAGAUAGAGGAAUUCCAGGUCCUUACGGAGAAAAAGGGCUACAAGGCUUAGCUGGAGAAGGUGGAGUAAACUCAAGAGGUGCUAAAGGAGAUCAAGGUGACUUUGGUCGUCAUGGAACCCCUGGUCCAGUAGGGCCAGUUGGUUGGAGAGGAGAUAGUGGCCCCCGGGGAGAAGAAGGAGAUCAGGGAGCUAUGGGUUUUCGAGGAGAACCAGGAUAUAGAGGAGAUCCUGGAGAUGACGUAGUAGGUCCACCUGGAGAAAAAGGAGAUCAAGGUGAAAUCGGCGAACCAGGAAGACCGGCGCUAACUAUUUUUAUUGACCAAGUGCAACAAAAUGUUACUAUCCUAGCAAAGGGUCAAAAAGGUGAAAAAGGACUUAGGGGACAGCAAGGCGUCAAGGGUAUUAAAGGAGAACUAGGUUCAACAGGUGCUCCGGGUCCAUAUGGUCUGAACGGACCUCAAGGCUACAAAGGUGAUCAAGGUGUUGAAGGAUCAAGGGGAAAGCCUGGUCAUCGUGGUCGAGAAGGGCCUCCUGGACCAAAAGGAGAUAAAGGGUGGCCUGGUUAUGAUGGUCCUAAUGGAGAAGAUGGCCUUACCGGUUUCCCUGGAGAAGACGGAAGACCUGGAAUUCCAGGUGAACAAGGGCCUAUGGGAGAGCCAGGAAUAUACGAUGAAAGACUAAACGAACCACUCUUACCUGGAUCAAUGGGUCCUCAAGGACCUAUUGGAUACGUUGGCCCUCCAGGACCUAGGGGAGCUGAUGGGAAACCUGGAUUACCUGGUAUUAUGGGUCCGCCCGGCCCACCAGGAACAAAGGGUAUUCCUGGAAGACCAGGACCACCGGGAACCUCUACUAAAGGAGAACCUGGAAAUGAUGGUUUUAAAGGUUUACCUGGACCUCGUGGCCCAAUGGGUAAACCUGGUCUUACUGGCGUUUUGGGUCCUAAGGGAUUUAAAGGAGCAACUGUAGUAGGUCCAGAUGGAGAAGAAGGUAUGCCAGGUACUGAUGGACAGCCAGGUAUAAGAGGGGAUAGAGGUGAAGUAGGAUACAUGGGUCCACCUGGUUUUCCCGGCACUGGUGUAACUGGAGUUGGUCCACCAGGAGACGAUGGAUCACCAGGCCGCCCAGGUGUAGUUGGUGAACCUGGAGAACCUGGAAGACCAGGCAUACCUGGAUAUAAAGGAGAACGCGGUGACGACUGUCCUUUUUGCCCGUCAGGCCAACCUGGGCGUAAGGGACAAAGAGGCGACGACGGUUUUCCUGGACAAAAAGGUUACCCUGGGUUUGAAGGUUUACCUGGGCCUCCUGGACGUAAAGGUGAAUCAGGUACACCUGGCGUUAAUGGACCACCCGGACCAAAGGGUAAUAAAGGUCAGUCGGGAAUGGCUGGUCCUCAAGGAUUGAAAGGAAAAAAAGGCCGACUUAUACAACCACCUUUUUCGUUAACUAAGGCCGAACCAGGACCACGUGGUUUACCAGGUUUUGCUGGAAGUCCUGGUUUUCGUGGAGACCCAGGUUGGCCUGGAAGUCCUGGACCUCAUGGUUUUAAGGGAAUAAAGGGAGUAAUGGGCGAUGAGGGUUUCCCUGGUCGACCUGGUCGGAAUGGAACAAAAGGCAGUGACGGAUUACCCGGGUGGGAUGGUGCUAAUGCUGAUCAGUCAUUUGCACCUUUUCUUUUUGGACAAAAGGGAGACAAAGGCAUAAAAGGUGAAAUUGGUGAACCCGGAGAAGACGGUUUAAAAGGUGACACUGGAGAAGCACUUGGUUUUGAAAUUAAUUCAAAAGGCGAGAAAGGAGUUAUGGGUCCUCCUGGAAGACGAGGCUUUCCUGGAAGAAAGGGGGAACUUGGAGAUAUCGGUUACGGUGGAUUUCAGGGUCGUCGCGGUGAUUUAGGAAACCCGGGUAUUUCACAACCAGGACCUAUUGGACCUAGGGGCUUUCCAGGAGAAAAAGGAGACAUUGGUCCCUAUGGCGAACCUGGAACAAGAGGAGGACAAGGUCCAACCGGAAUACCCGCUGAAAAAGGAAAGAAAGGAUCACGAGGAGACAUUGGAUUCGCCGUUAUUUACGGUGAAAGAGGAAUCGAUGGAACUAAAGGAGAAAUGGGAGAUAUAGGUGAGGCUGGAUAUCCAGGAUCACCUGGUAGGGCUGGAGUGAUGGGACCUAAAGGAGAAACUGGACUUCCUGGUGAUACAGGACCACAAGGCCCGGUAGGACCUCAAGGACGGAAAGGUAUACAAGGAAUCAUAGUACAAGGAGCCCGUGGUUCUCCAGGUCAGCCGGGAAGACCAGGUUUUAUGGGUAUAAUAGGUGAACCAGGAUUACAAGGAAUGCACGGCUUACAUGGUGAUGUUGGACAAAAAGGAAUGAAAGGAGAAACUGGACUACCUGGAGCUAGAGGGUGGACUGGAGAUCGAGGCCUACCUGGGGUUAUAGGUUUCCCAGGAUUUUUAGGACGACCUGGACGUAGUGGACUAUCUGGAGACCGCGGUGAGCCUGGGCCUGCAGGUUACCCAGGUUUGCCAGGGAACCAAGGGCUUCCUGGUUUACCUGGAAUUAAAGGAUUCCGUGGUGAUACAGGCAUCCCAGGUUUAAGUGGUUUAGAUGGGUUGCCAGGUAUCAAAGGAGAAACUGGAGAUGACGGCUAUAUGGGACUUCAGGGAAGGCGGGGAGAAAACGCAACCAAGGGUAUGAGAGGAGACUUUGGUGACCAAGGUUUACCUGGAUUUGAAGGAAGACCUGGAUUUUACGGGCUUAAAGGUGAAAAAGGUGAUAGAGGAAAUCGUGGAUUUGAUAUACCAGGACGUGUUGGUAUUAAGGGUUUACCUGGCAAUCCAGGAUUAAGUGGCAGAUUUGGUUUACCCGGAGUGAAAGGACAAGUCGGAGAUUAUGGAGAGAAUGGCAUAAAAGGCCUUAUUGGGGAUAAAGGUUAUCCAGGAUUUCCUGGUCAACCUGGAAGACCAGGAUACAUUGGACCUAAAGGAUUAGCAGGAAUUGUAGGUUUUGCUGGAAGACGUGGACAGAAAGGUGACUAUGGUGAUAAUGGUGAACCUGGUAGGAUGGGAAUGCCUGGUGUUCCUGGUAACAUUGGUCCACCUGGACUAGAGGGCAUCCGUGGUGACAUGGGUCCAAAGGGUGAACAGGGUGAGACAGGUCCCAGUAGUUAUUUACCAGCCACUAAAGGUGACAUGGGUGAUAUAGGAAUAGAAGGACUAGAAGGUUUACCCGGAGAUGUGGGAGAAGUAGGUUUUACUGGAGCUGAAGGUAUUAAAGGAGAUCAAGGUGACAUAGGAUUUCAAGGAGAAUUUGGUGACGAUGGACUUCCUGGGCAGAAAGGACAGAUAGGAGAUGUAGGUCCUCCUGGCCUUCCUGGCUUUGAUGGAAUAGGUGCAGAACAAGGAGAAAGUGGUAAAGAUGGUCUAGAUGGUCUUCCCGGUUGGCCUGGUCCUAUGGGACAAAAAGGUGCACCAGGUGAAUAUGGAAUUAACGGCCCUGAAGGAUCUCCUGGUCAACCAGGCUUAACUUUCCAAGGGCCAAAGGGAAUGAAAGGUAUGGACGGUUUUCCAGGAAGACGUGGAAAUAUGGGUAUACCUGGUGCUCGUGGUAUGGAAGGAGAGCCUGGUUUUAUAGGACCUAAAGGCGAAGUCGGCGAGCCUGGUAUAUCUAUUAGUCGUAAAGGAGAAACAGGUGAUCACGGUAUGCCAGGAUUUUAUGGUUUGAAGGGUGUACGAGGAGACGUUGGUGAAUUAGGAUUCAAUGGAUACAGGGGAUACAUAGGUGAAGUAGGCAUGAAAGGCUUUAGAGGUGACGAUGGUGAAGAGGGACUACAAGGUUACCUCGGUCUAAAAGGUAUUAAAGGUGAAAGAGGCGAUACUAUUCUUCCACAGGACGUUAGGCCUGGAGAACGUGGUGAUGUAGGUUUACCGGGUAAAGAUGGUAAAAAUGGACGACCUGGUGCACCAGGACCAUUUGGAGAAAAUGGUGUUCCUGGUUUUAAAGGCGAACAGGGUGACGUUGGUGAUAUUGGGCCUAUUGGUUAUCCUGGACCUCAAGGAGAACAAGGUCUUACAGGUAUAAAAGGAGUGAUAGGUAUAGAUGGAGCGCUUGGGCUACCAGGCCGUCCUGGAUUACCAGCUCCUCCACCACCUAUACCAAAAUCAAGGGGUUUCUACUUCGCUGUUCAUUCACAAACAAGAAUGAUACCUAGAUGUCCUACUGGGACAACACCUAUGUGGGAUGGAUUCUCAUUAAUACACAUAGUUGCCAACGCUAAAGCACAUGGACAAGAUUUAGGAGCUCCGGGCAGUUGCUUGAGAAGAUUCUCUACAAUGCCUUUCAUGUUCUGUAAUAUUAAUAACGUAUGUGAUUUCGCUCAAAGAGAAGACUAUAGUUUUUGGCUUUCGACGCCCGAACCCAUGCCGAUGGCUAUGACUCCAAUUCAAGCCAGAGAUGUUGGAUCAUAUAUAUCCAGAUGCCAAGUAUGCGAAUCAUCAACAAGAACCAUAGCAAUACAUAGCCAGAGUAAUGCAGUACCGACAUGUCCGUCCGGCUGGGAAGAAUUAUGGAUAGGAUAUAGUUUUCUAAUGCACACAGCGGGAGCAGAUGCGGCGGGCCAGAGUCUUAUAUCACCAGGCUCGUGUCUUCGCGAAUUUAGAACACGACCAUUUAUCGAAUGCAACGGGCUAGGUCGCUGUAACUAUUUCGCUACGGCAGUGUCAUACUGGCUGUCCACUAUAGACGACAACAGAAUGUUCCUAAAACCGGAGCAACAGACUUUAAAAGCAGAUCAAGUGUCUAAAGUUAGCAGAUGUGCAGUAUGUAUGAGAAGUCAACCGAAACCGACAAGGAAUGUAGCGUAUACAGGAAGCGCCGGUGCUGUCGAAGCUGUUCCCAACGAGGCGCGUCGUCGCCCAUCCGAUCGGCCUAGACACCGCGUAGGUGGUCAACGCAACAACCGGGGUAGACGUCGUUAUUAAAGGCUCAAACAUGAAUUUUACAGUAUAACUAGAAACUUACAAAUAUAGUUGCCUCUUAAACUUAAUCGAGUACUUAGUCAAUAAAAUAUGUAGGUAUUUAUGCUUGUGCGUAUCAUUUAUCAAUGUGACGAACCGAACAGUUUAAAAAACCAUAAAAUAAAAAUGUAAAAUAAAGCAAAAUGUUUGAUAUUUCUUUACUAUUCGAUUUAAAAACUUGCCAUUUAAUAUGUAAAAAUAAACCAAAAGUUGCGAAAACACAAUGUAAACAUAUUUGAAAUGUAUUGUUACAUGUGCCUCGGCUUAAUAGGCUAAAAUUAUACGUCACGUACGAAAUAUUUAAUAAAAAUUAUUACAAAGACGAUAGGUUCAGCACAAAAAAUAGAUUAAAUGAAAAGUAAUAUCAAUAGUAUAAAAAAUGAAAACAAUAUCUGUAGCGAUCUGUGCAGUCAAUCUUCAGUGUGAACAUAUGUAUGUACUAUAUAAGUAAUUCUUACUAAAAUUAGAAGUGCUUUUCUAUGUACUUCUUAAGGCUCUUACUAGCUACGGCAGUGGCUACUUACUUCUAAGGCUUUACGGCUCUUGCAAUUCUAAACCGUUCUAUAUUAGGUCUUAAAUCAAUGAACUAAUUUUUUUAAUACCUAUACAUAAUUGUAAAUAAAAUACACUAUGUAGACAAUAUAUUGUAAUGUUAAAAUAAAAUUUAAAUUAAUAAGUGUUAUGUUUAUUACUUUUUUGUAUAAAUUGUAUCACCUGAAAGAAAGUUGAUAUUAAGUAGUAUAUUAAUUAGGCAAGUGUGAUUUGGAGUCGCACGCAAAAGCUUUCGUAACACUACAAUUUCGAUGGAAAAAAAUAGCUGAUAAAAUAUGUACCUACCUUCUCUUUUACUUUACAUUUACGCUUUGUUUUAUAAGGGUUAUAACAAUAGAACCUGUGCAAAUUACUUGAAAUAAAUAUAUUAAAUUUAAAAAA